CGGUCCCCGUUUACAAGAGCAGGGCGACAGCUGAGGUGCUCCUGCUGCUGCAGAGCGGGGUGAACGGAAGAGGAAUUUCCAAAGCUUGUGGCCUUGCUUCACAGGGUAUUAGAAGGGGAGGAUUUGCAGUCAGAAAACAGCAUCUGAAGGAGUCACCCAAUACAUCCUAACCCGAAUAGCAAGCAUUUUUAACAUGGAAGGAAAAAGCACUGUAGAAAAACCAUGGAAAUGUGGGGACUGCGAGGAGAAAUUCAGUUAUCCAUGUGAGCUGGAAACUCAUCGGCGCAGUCACACUGGGGAGAGGCCAUUCACCUGCUCCGUGUGUGGGAAGGGAUUCACUCGGUCAUCCCAGCUGAUUACACACAAACGAGUUCACACUGGGGAGAAACCAUUCACCUGCUCCGAGUGUGGGAAGGGAUUCACUCAGUCAUCCAACCUGCUCAGACACCAGCGAGUUCACACUGGGGAGAGACCUUUUAAAUGCUCAGACUGUGGGAAGUGCUAUAAAAGUUCAUGGGAACUGCUGCUCCAUCAACGUGUUCACACUGACGAGAGACCGUUCAGGUGCUCUCACUGUGAAACUGGAUUCAAGCGAUCAUCUCAACUCACUGUGCAUCAGCGAAUUCACACUGGGGAGAUGCCAUUCACCUGCCCCAUGUGUGGGAAGGGAUUCUCUCGAUCAUCCCAGCUGAUUACACACCAACGAGUUCACAGUGGGGAGAAACCAUUCACCUGCUCCGAGUGUGGGAAGGGAUUCACUCAGUCAUCCCAUCUGCUGAGACACCAGCGUAUUCACACUGGGGAGAGACCUUUUAAAUGCCCAGACUGUGGAAAGUGCUAUAAAAGUUCUGGGGAACUGAUGUCCCAUCAACCUGUUCACACUGAGGAGAGACCGUUCAGGUGCUCUCACUGUGGAACUGGUUUCAAGGCAUCAUCUCAACUCAUUGUACACCAGCGAGUUCACACUGGGGAGAAACUGUUCACGUGCUCCGAGUGUGGGAAGAGAUUUACUUGGUCAGCCAACCUGUUGAGACACCAACGAGUUCACACGAGGGAGAAACCGUUUAAAUGCUCAGACUGUGGGAAGUGCUAUAAAAGUUCUGGGGGACUGAUGUCCCAUAAACGUUUUCACACUGAUGAAACACCAUUCAGGUGCUCUCACUGUGGGACUGGGUUCAAGCGAUCAUCUCAACUCACUGUACACCAGCGAGUUCACACUGGGAGAGGCCAUUCACCUGCUCCGAGUGUGGGAAGAGAUUCACUCGGUCAUUCACUCUGCUGAGUCACCAGCAAGUUUACAAGUCAUGACAAUGAUUGUAUUUUUCUGCUAAUCACAUCCAGGACAAAACCAUGUUCAUUGGAGUCUGUUUCUGCUGAUGUUAAUAAAUUCCAGUCCAGUUAUAGGUAUUAAUAUUUUGGAUAUAAUAAAAAUAA
Carcharodon carcharias (great white shark) is the source of this 1434-nucleotide messenger RNA. RefSeq names its product zinc finger protein 501-like. The record is from RefSeq and is a predicted model, not a curated record. Bases 194 to 1282 code for a protein of 362 amino acids. The transcript has 2 exons. Lineage: Eukaryota; Metazoa; Chordata; Chondrichthyes; Lamniformes; Lamnidae.